CUGGGGGGUUCACUCAGUCUUGAACCACCCGGCCGGCCGCGCGCACCGCGAGCGAGGCAUCCGGCACACCGCGGGCCAGAGCGGCUCAGAGGCAGACGGACGCGGUACCCGCUCGCCGCGACCAAGUAUACCUUGCAAUUUUUUCAAAGUGUCAGAGAGACGGCUCAUGAUCAGUGUCGCUUGAGGAGGUGAGUGCCAGCCUUUGGCUCUCGUCCGGCCGCAUCAGCGCCUGCCGGUGCAGCACCGAAGGAAGGCCGGUGGGCGGGCAGCGCGCGCCACGCCCCGCCACCCGCCAGCAUGCCCACCCGGCAUCACCUAGUGGCCCCGGCGGCCAUGGCCUCGGCGGACAAGGGAUCGCCCGAGCGCGGCGGCGGCGACGGCUCGGACAAGCCGGCCGGGUCGUCGCCCACGGUCCGGACGCGCUCCGGGGAGGUGCGGGGCCUGCGCGAGCGCACCCACCACGGCACGGUCUACUUCAGCUUCAGGGGCGUCCCGUACGGCGCGCCUCCCACCGGCGAGAUGCGAUUUAAGGCGCCGCGGCCCGCUGAGCCUUGGACCGGGGUCCGCGACGCGACCAAGCCGGGGCCGCCCAGCUACCAGGCCUUUUCAAUCCCACCCUUUGGUCCGGCGUCGUGGAGCAGGCGGGAGGUGGUCUCCUUCAUCAAGACGGUCCCCACGCUGCUGCGGGUCGGCAUCCAGCUGCUCUCCGCCUCGGAGGACAGCCUGUACGCCAACGUGUUCACGCCGCAGCUCCCGACGACGGGCAGGUGCAAGCCCAUGCCCGUCAUGGUGUUCAUCCACGGCGGCGGAUUUCGGCUGGGCGACGGCGACUUCCUGUACGGCCCCGAUUACCUCAUGGACGCUGGCGGGCUGGUCCUCGUCACCUUCAACUACCGCCUCGGGCCCAUGGGCUUCCUGUCCGUGGGCACGGAGGCGGCGCCGGGCAACGCGGGCCUCAAGGACCAGGUGCUGCUGCUGCACUGGGUGCGCGACAACAUAGCGGCGUUCGGCGGCGACCCCAACCAGGUGACCCUGGCGGGCGAGAGCGCGGGCGGCGUGUCCGUCCACCUGCACAUGCUGUCGCCGCAGUCCAGGGGCCUGUUCCACCGGGCCAUCGCCUCGUCCAGCCUGGCCGGCAGCGAGUGGGCGCACGAGGAGAACCCCCUGGAGCACGCGCGUCAGCUGGCCAAGCACCUUGGCGUCGAGGACUCGGACCCGGACGCCAUGGUGCGGAGGCUGCGUUACCUGCCGGCGAGGGACAUCAUCCGCGCCUUCGACUCGCACAUGCACCACCCGUUCACUCCUCGCCUCAGCCUGGGCAUGUACUUCGUGCCCGUGGUGGAGCCGCCGCACCCGGGCGCCUUCCUCACCGAGGACCCCCUCCGGAUGCUGGCCGAGGGCAAGCAGGUCCAGAUGCCGUUCCUGACCGGCCACAACAGCAGGGAGGGCCUCCUCAUCUUCCUCGGCAUCGGCGACGGCAAGCUGGGCCCCAAACCCCGCCGCAGGCAGAGGGCCUUGAUGAGGAAGUGCGCGAAGCAGCGCCCCGAGGCCUUCCUGCCGUGCGACUUCCACCGCGGCCUCGACGCGGCCGACCGGGACGCCGUCGGCAGGGAGGUGCUGCGGCACUACUUCGGCGAGGAGGGUCCCGGCCCGGACAAGUUCGACGAGUUCAUCGACCUCUUCGGCGACACCAUGUUCGCCAUCCCCGUGCUGAGGGGCAGCGGGGCCCACGCUGCCAGCAGCACCGCGCCCGUCUACCACUACUACUUCAACCACGACGGCGAGCUGGGUGCCUUUAAGGCCACGUUCAAAGCGCACGAUUAUGAAGGUGCCUCCCACGCCGACGACCUCGGGUACCUGUUCCGGAGCGGCAGCCUGGCCGCGUGUCACCGGCGCCCCCUGCACCGCGACGAGCAGUGCCGACGGAACAUGGUCACGCUGUGGUCCAGCUUCGUCAGGACGGGGGUACCCACUGCAGCCGGGUUAGAGGGUGAUGCGUGGACAGCUCGAUCCGCACAACAACUGCGAUUCCUCGAGAUCUCCGACAAGCUAGUCAUGAGGACGGGGGCGCCGUACCCGCGCCUUUCGUUUUGGAACGACAUGUACAAGAAAUAUUUACACGUCAGCUUGUUUUAGAAAUGAUGUGUGUUCAACGUUUGAACAUAUCGCUGCGGAACUGAUUUGAAACAUUAUCCCACCCAACUUGAGGCUGUGACUUCCAACUUGUUGGACCAAAGUUUUAUCUAAUUAUCAUUCAACCACAAAAAGAUUUUUUUCAAAAUAAAAUAGUGAAAAUA
Messenger RNA from Frankliniella occidentalis (western flower thrips), 2297 nucleotides. Its product is annotated as esterase E4-like. The transcript has 13 exons. The coding region runs from base 298 to 2136 and encodes 612 amino acids. The record is from RefSeq and is a predicted model, not a curated record. Lineage: Eukaryota; Metazoa; Arthropoda; Insecta; Thysanoptera; Thripidae.